AUGUCAAAGCUGUAUGUGUGUAACCUUUCCUACUCAACGAAGGAGAGUGAUUUAGAGAAGUUCUUUGCAUCGUUUGGAAAUAUCAAAAGCUGCAAGUUGAUGAUAAGCCGUGGAUACUCGAAAGGGUUUGGAUUUGUCGAGUACGAGACGGAGGAUGACGCGAAAAAGGCGCUUGCUGCGAAUGAAACUGAGUUCAUGGGCCGUAAGUUGCGCAUUGAUAUUGCACGCCCCCCAAGAGAACGCCAUGAGUCUGCUCAACAAGGUUCCCAAGAAGGAGAUAAUGAGAGACGUGACGAGAGAAGUGGAGCACCACGCCGAUAUGGAGGGUAUAGAAACUAUGAGAACAGAUACAACAGAAACUACGAGAGAAGUUAUGAGAGACCAUACCAACGAAAUGAUGGAGAAGUCAGAGAAUAUAGAAGUUAUCAGAGAAGACCAUAUAACCCAAAUUACGAGAGACGCUACGAGAGAAGAAAUUAUGAUAAUGAAUAUGAGAGAAGACCUUAUGAAGGACAUUAUCAACGUAAACCAUAUUAUACAAGACCUUACAAAAAAGAGGAAGAGAACGUCGAAGUGUCAGACACUUUUGUCUUUGUGAAAAAUUUGCCGUAUUCUGUCGACGACGCUCAACUCGCGGAGGUCUUUGCGAAGUAUUCAGUGAAGAAAGCAGUGAUUGCACACUUCAAUAAAGGAACUAAAGUGCUCAGCAAAGGGUUUGGAUUUGUCGAACUGGAGAGUAAGGAGAAGCAACAACUUGCGAUUACAGAAAUGAACAAUUUCGUGAUAGAGAACAGAAACAUCACCGUCGUUGCGGCGUUCAAGAGACAAGAAGAACAGACUGUCAAAAAUUAA
Molecule: messenger RNA, 852 nt
Organism: Entamoeba invadens IP1
Lineage: Eukaryota; Evosea; Mastigamoebida; Endamoebidae
Product: polyadenylate-binding protein, cytoplasmic and nuclear, putative
Exons: 1
Coding region: 1-852 (283 amino acids)
Molecular function (GO): RNA binding
Source: RefSeq, a predicted model, not a curated record